This is a messenger RNA of Fonsecaea nubica, 3195 nucleotides long. RefSeq lists its product as hypothetical. The record is from RefSeq and is a predicted model, not a curated record. The transcript has a single exon. NCBI's taxonomy places the organism in Eukaryota, Fungi, Ascomycota, Eurotiomycetes, Chaetothyriales, Herpotrichiellaceae. The coding region runs from base 1 to 3195 and encodes 1064 amino acids. Gene Ontology annotation, molecular function: microtubule binding.
AUGGCACCCAAAACUCCCACAGCGCCGCAGUUCCCUCGCUUAGACCCUCCGUCACCAUUUCGCUCUCCCUCUCGGUCCCCUCGACGCAGAGCUCAAUUCGCCAUUCGAGAGCUCGACCCUCUCCUUGGAAACUUGACGCCGGACUCGACGCUGAGAGCACUGCAGGCCACAGAAACGAUUUCCGGUGGGGCUGCGCAAGAAGAUGCUUUGACAACGAGCAUUGCGGAUGCAACCCCCGCCGAGCGAGAAAUUGGGAUAAGAGCCGCUUUCGCCGCUCAGAAACUGCGGGAAUGGAAGAAUGAAUUGUCACAAUGGACGUGGCCAGGCAAGAAAGAGAGGGGAUUUGGUCUAGGAUUUGUACCUCCGUCAAAUUCAAGCGGCAAGGCUGAAGAUUACCGCGGCUGUUUGCCUGCGUCUGUGGCGGAGGACUACGAGGGGAGAAUCGAGGACAUUAGGGACGACCUGGACAGUUUGGGCAUUGACGAGAUCAAGGACCAUGUGCUCGAAGCUCAUCUGCCAGCAUCGAGUCCGACAACGUCGUCUCGACCCGUGGGUCCACGCUCCAGCUACGGAAGAAUGCGCGAUUUCACUGCCCUGAUCACUGCGACGGUGAUCCAAGCACUCCCAGACCUUGCCAAGGUGAAUAUGCUGCUGGACACCUGGGACGUGCGGUUAAGAGUAUUGAGAGACCUCCCGAGAUUCCUCGAUGUUAUGCACUCCACCCAAUCCGAGAUCAAGCAAGCAUUUAAAGAGAUCAGAACACCAGAUUCCGCCCAAGCGCUGACUGACUCGUCUUUGGACGAGAGGAAAACGACGUUGGGUGGACGGGUGUCGGACAUGGGGCGUCGCAUCGAUCGAUUUCUGGAUAUGCUUGAAGGGCGUGAGGAUUCUCUGCCACAGGCCUGGAUCGAUACCCUCGAGAAGAUCGAGCUCGACUAUGCCACCUGGGCGGUCGAAGCAGACCACGUUGUGCUCAGAAACAAGCUCGCCUCAAAAUCUAGCAGAGACACGGAGACGAAAAAUAUUGCUGGAAGCCCAGCACCUCCGGAAUCCUCACACCAAGGAAGUCCAUUGCGAGAACCAGACGAGCUGUUAGAGGUCGCCCAACCUCCUACCACGACCCACAACCUACCUGAAGACACAGUCCCAGAUAUUUUUCCAUCAGACAAGGAGGCCGUCAAAACCAAGCACAAACCUUCGCUGAAGCUUGACCUUUCCGACCAAAAGGGCCACAAGCGAGAUGUUUCCAAAGUCUCGGUUGCUGAGUCCAUGUACUCGACGUUGUCGGAUAUAUCAAACGCAGAGAUCAUGGACGCCAGGACAACCAGCGUGCUUCCAAGUCCCAAGAUUCAUGUGGUGGAGAAUCCUCUUCCGACAAGCCACGAUGAGAUUGCUUGGUUUGGGUCGACGUACGCAGCUCAGCAACAGCUGGCUUUGAAGCCGCCCAUGCUCCAGCGUGCGUCGACUGCCUCCAUAGAGGUCUUCCCGAAAGACAAAUUGAAACAAGUUGUGCUGAGACGGGCGGCCAGUUGGGACAUUCUGACGCAAAUGGCAGAGUCGGCAGACAGCACUCCCUCCAAAGCACUGACACAAUUGACAGGUGGUGCCGAGUCUACGGCGAAGGCGCCUACAGCUACAGUGGAAGUACACGAACACUCAUCACCGGCGAGCGAGGCUUCGACUCCCGUGCAAACAACCCUCGAGGUCAGGUCUUUAGAUCCACACUCGACGCCCGAACCACUUAUGCCCGUUUUGCCAAGGAGGUCGAGCAAGCGCAUCAGUACAGUCGACGGUACUCCCAUCACACCAGUAGCAAGCAGGGGUCAAGAAGAAGGUUUGGAGGGAGCGCGUUCCGCCACGCUGAUGGCUGGGGUUGGACAAUCUCCCAGACGGCCAAAAACGAGAGAAUCGCUCGACGACAGAAUCCAAGACAUACUCACAAGCCUCCCUACUAGAAUCCGGUUGGCCAAAGAUGCAGAUGCUCCAUCGUCAUCCACCUCGUCGACCCGUGCUUCGACACCCACUGCGUCUUUGACAUUAUCACCAGCCAAAGCUGACACGUCGAGCCGCAGAGGCAGCCUUGCUGAUCCUGACAUCAGAUUGUACCAUUUGACACGGUCCGGACAGGGUCGCGAAGCCCCUCCAGUCAAGCUCUUUGUUCGGACCGUGGGAGACGGGGACCGUGUCAUGGUCCGGGUCGGUGGGGGAUGGGCCGAUCUUGGAGAGUACUUGCGAGAGUAUAGUCUUCACCAUGGGAGCCGAGCGACCAUCGAUGGCCGACUUGAGGUUGCCAGCUUUCCCGGAAACGGAGCCAGAGACUCUGUGGGUUCGGGUGGUGGUACGUCGGCUCCCCAAGGACGCCGAAAAUCGAGAUCACCCGUCGUGGCCCAGACAACCUUCGAGGGCACCCCAUCGGUCGAGCUCGUUAACCCCAAGACACGACCAUCAGCUCAACGACAUCGUUCACCUGAACGUCGUAAGAGCAGGGUUGAGGGGACAUGGACACCACCUCCGGUACCACCGAUCCCAUCCUCUUUUACCGUCAGCUCUCCGGCGUUUCCCACGGCCACUGAUGACGAGAAUGGUGCCGAGGCAGGCUUUGUCGACCCUGACACGACCCUGUUGAAUGAUCAGUCUCAACAGCCUAGUCAAAGUUCAGCAACCGUAUCCCAGCCACGAUAUUCGACCAUCAUCGGCCCAGGCGGUGUCACGACAACAACGAUGGUGACUCCUCCUAGCACGACUACUAACUAUACUCCUCUUGGCGCUGCUGGCCCUAAGAUGAAUGUGCGUCGCGCGGCUACGUACGGGACGACGCCUGCCUCGAGUAAUGAUGCAUGGGUUCAGGGGAUGGUGGGGAAAGCCCGGGCAGUGAGCGGUGGUGGCAGUGCCACCAUGGUGCAAGGGCCUAAUGGCACGACGACGACUACGACCACCACAACCACGACGUUCCUGUCGACACCUCCUAGCAGGGGCCGUCGGCUGUCGUAUUUCAGUUCCAGCCCGAGCACCAAUGCGAACUCGAGCCCUGUGACGGUUUCCACCAGUCCAAGCACGAGUUCUGUUGGAAGUGAUGUAAAGAGUUCACGGCGGAUGAGCCUUGGUGCACGAUCCAAGAGCAACCGUAUGAGCCUGGGGGAUAUUGGGGGGAUCAAGAGGGUGUUUUUGAGGAAGAAAUCCGAGGGGCCGAGAUAG